AUGAGACAAGCCCCGGGCCAAGUCACUCAUGGAAGUGUCGCGUGCCCAUUGACGAUUACCAACACCCACGGAUUCCCAUCAGACAUUCUCAGGCAGUCAUCCUUCAUCCGAUGUCGAUUCCCCCGAAAUCUGCAUAUUUGCCUUCGAGGCUUCAAACAAUUAAAAGCAGCCAAGGUCAUCCCAUCCACUGCUGCGCCCGACGGUACAUACCCAGGCACACACGGCACGACCCCAUUUCCUACCCGCGCACCAUGGCUUACAUGGGCAGAUUGGCGCGGCUUUGGUUCCUUGAGAGUCUCACUGUCAACUUCUCGUGUCUCAACGCGCCCGCCCCCUUGGCGCCAUUCAGCUUCCCCCUCCCCGUCCAAUGACGUGAGGCCGCUCCGUCGGGGCUUCACCUUGGCCGUCACUGGGCCUUUUGGCCAUAUGCGCGCCGGCAACACAAUGAAUCCCGUUCCGCUACUUGGCAUACAGGAUUCGACCAGACCGUACUCCGUAUCGCUCAGCAUGUAUUUUAAUUCGACACCCCUCGCCCCGGCUGCCAGGCGCAUAUCCAGGAUCAAUCCGCUCCGCGUAUGGCGAUCAGCGGCUCUGCCUCAGCGCAACGUCUGUUAUGGAUCGUCCGUCCGAACCCACCAGGUCGAUCAAACGAUAUCCAACCAGAUUGGCCCAAAGAGAGACCCCUUUCCCCUUCCAGAAGAGAAACGUCCCGGCACCAGCAACCUCACCUUUCCAUUUUCACCGUUCCGCUCUGACAGACAGAUUCACGCCCUCAACUCGCACGUCUUCUUUCAGUCCUCACGCCUCUCAGUCUCGGCUGGUCAACUAUCCUCAGACCUCAGUGUGCUCCAAUUGGCACUUGGCGCCGGUGGCCCCAUAGCGACGCGUGGCCCUGCAAGAUACCCCUGCCACUUCUCCCUUUUGGCGACAACGGCUGUCUGCAACUUUUGUUCCCAGUCGAACCAGGACUACCUUACGAAUCUACAGAUACCAUCCUCCAUACUCCGUACAGCUGGCAUGGUACUGUACGCCGUGGCGCAUGCUUCCGCUGUUUGGGGCUCAAUCACUUCCGCUCCGCCCAUCGUCCGUUUCCCUCCCCGCCCUCACUGGUCCGAUGUCGUUGCUGGUUGGACCCAGAGCUGUGUUACCAACGUCAACACAAGUUUGGCGGCUAGCAACAGAAGCUUUCGUGGCCCCCCGGUUUCAGGUUUCUCCUGUCAACUAUGGCAACUCGUCACUGGCCGCGUGGUUGGCGUCGACAACCGGCAUCCUGUGCCGAGGGCGACAACAACUUGCAGUCGGGAGACAGCUGUGGCUUUCAGCCUGGGAAGCAUCGCUCAGAACUUAGACCAGCAAUCCGAUGUCCGCACUCGUUUCUGCACUCAAUUGUGGCUGCAUGCCUCGGCGCCGAAUCGGCCAAACAAGACCAACAACAAACCACGACCAAACACACUACAUGAUGCUUUGGUACAGUCCCUCUCUCCUCGGCGUCAGCAAUAUGACCCUGUCACUCUCCAGAAUCCAGACAAGAAAAGGCUGGGGAUCUCGCAAAGCGUUAUGGUUGGUGGUGGGAGAAUUGGCGUUGUCUUGGCCGUCUGCCGGUGCUCCCGACUGAACACACGCCCUCAAAUUAAUCCUUCGAGACGUUCUCGCCCAUAUUGUUACUAUUCCCGCCGCGACUGGAGAAUGCUCUUCAUCAACCGUUUAUUCCACUCACCAGGACUUUGGACUUGGUCUCAGGCCCCAGGCGCGUCGAGCUACGAAUACAUAGAUCCUGGAGGCCUGGACAUUGUUCAAAGUGGAGAGACUCUGCGUGUGCGUGCGAAUACGUUCGCCUUUAAUGCAGAUAAGCAUCAUAGCAAGAGGGCGAGGCAAUGGCGAAAAGCUGACGCCAAGCAUCCACCCAACCAUAGGGCUCACGCCACAACCCGAUGCAGGCUGAGUCCCGGGACUCGUCGGCGGCACCGCCCCCGCGACGAAAGCAUCCAGUUCCGCCCCGCUCUACCGGCCUUCCGCGCCUCUUACGGCGACCGCGCAAGCUACUCCGGCCUCCUGAUCCAUGAUGGACCCCGUUUUGCCCGUUCCCAAGACAGCCGGUCGAUCGGCCCUCGUUCCCUGACCCGGAAAUGCGGUAAACUUUAUUCGAGAACUCGUCAGUGCUUCUGGUUCGGGAUACCAAACCUCGGGACUGGCGAUUAUGCUUGUCCAAAGUCUAUUCCUGGCCCCCAAAACCCGUACGGAUACGGCACAUGA
This is a messenger RNA of Colletotrichum lupini, 2253 nucleotides long. RefSeq lists its product as uncharacterized. The transcript is spliced from 13 exons. The record is from RefSeq and is a predicted model, not a curated record. NCBI's taxonomy places the organism in Eukaryota, Fungi, Ascomycota, Sordariomycetes, Glomerellales, Glomerellaceae. The coding region runs from base 1 to 2253 and encodes 750 amino acids.